UACAUGAUGAACUAUAUACGGGACACGUGUACGACCUAAAAUCGAUAUCCAAGUAGAACAAUAGACAUUACCAGCAAAGACACGAAGCCGCUGUAAACCCUAAUCUCCAUUUUCGCAGAGGCCGCCAAGUGAAGCUGCAACACCUACUCACCAAUGGGGAUCGAUCUAGUCGCCGGAGGGAAGAGCAAGAAGACCAAACGUACAGCACCUAAAUCAGACGAUAUUUACUUGAAGCUUCUCGUCAAGCUGUACCGAUUUCUUGUACGGAGAACUGGAAGCAAUUUCAAUGCUGUGAUACUGAAGCGUCUGUUCAUGAGCAAGGUCAACAAGUCUCCGAUUUCUCUCUCUAGAUUGAUCCGAUUCAUGAAAGGAAAGGAGGAGAAAGUAGCUGUACUGGUGGGCGCUGUGACUGAUGAUACUAGGGUUUAUGAGGUUCCGGCAUUGAAGGUGACUGCCCUGAGGUUUACGGAAACUGCGAGGGCAAGGAUCGAGAAGGCUGGCGGAGAGUGCUUGACUUUUGAUCAGCUGGCUCUGAGAGCUCCACUGGGACAGAACACGAUUUGUUUAAUGUAUGCAUGCUCAAGGGCCCAAAAAGCGUAUGGAAAGCACUGUAGCUUAUGGAAAGCUGAAAGGUUCUCCUUAGAGGUCCGAAGAAUGCUCGUGAGGCAGUGAAACACUUUGGUAAGGCUCCUGGUGUGCCACACAGCCACACCAAACCAUACGUGCGGGCAAAGGGAAGGAAGUUUGAGAAGGCUAGGGGAAGGAGGAACAGCAGGGGAUUUAGGAAUUGAGUUGAUCCGCGUUACUUAAUUUUGAGGCAGACUAAUCAUUUCAGUUGUUACAUGUUAAAAUUUUGCGGCAGACUAAUCAUUUCAGUUGUUACAUGUUAAAAUUUUGCGAGACAUGUAGGAAUCUAUGGCUGCUGUUUAUUUUUUCACGUUCUUUAGGAUUUUAUUUUACUGUAUUAGAUUGAGUUAAUUCAUGCUCAGUUUUGAGAUGACUAACUCUCAGUUACAAAUCAAUGGUUUUGAUUUAUUUUUGGCCC
Molecule: messenger RNA, 1045 nt
Organism: Camellia sinensis
Lineage: Eukaryota; Viridiplantae; Streptophyta; Magnoliopsida; Ericales; Theaceae
Product: large ribosomal subunit protein eL18y
Biological process (GO): translation
Cellular component (GO): ribosome; cytosolic large ribosomal subunit
Molecular function (GO): RNA binding; structural constituent of ribosome
Source: RefSeq, a predicted model, not a curated record